AUGAGACUGGCUCCAGCCUUGGCCAAACUCAGCCAAACACUGUAUACCAAAAAUGAAAGUGAGCUGAUGAAGUGCACUGGUUCUGGUACCAUGCUCUUGUGUAACUUGCUUAUGGAGGUGAAAGUGAAGACUGCCGUGACUGGGAAUAAUGCCUCCUGUCAGGAUUUCCUGAGAUUGCUGAAAGGAUGUGUGUACACUGGUGUUGAAACUUUGGGGAAGGAGCUUUUUAUGUAUUUUGGACAGAAAGCAUUGAGGGUUCACUUUGGCAUGAAUGGUUCCAUGUGUAUUAAUCCAACGGCAAACAAAGAUCGAAAUGGAGUACCACCAGUUCUGGAAAUACAUCUUACUGAUGAUAUGGUUUGUUUCUUUGAUGCAACAGUAGAGCUUAGGUCCAGCCUUCUCACAGAACUAAUGCUCUUCUACAAGUUGUGUGUAGUUGCCUGUCUCCGCUUCGGCAUGCCGCUUAUGGAAGACUUAGAUGUAUGCUCAUCAAAAUUUAGUUUUUUACGAGCAGAAAGUGAGAUAAAGCGACAAAAAGGUCGCAUGCUAUGUGAUGUGUUAUUGGAUCAGGGAGUAUUACCUGGAGUUGGAAAUAUCAUAAAAAAUGAAGCACUCUUUGACAGUGGUCUCCAUCCUGUUGUUAAAGCUUGUCAAUUAACAGAUGAACAGACACAUCACUUGGUGAAAAUGAUCCGUGAUUUUACUCUUCUCUUUUAUAAGUGCCGCAAGACAGGAUCAGCACUCUACAAACAUUACAAAGUGUACAAACGCCCUAACUGUGGUCAAUGCACUGGAAAGAUCAUUGUUUGUCGUUUAGGAGAGAAUAACAGGAUGACAUACUUCUGUCCACAGUGUCAAAAGGAUAAACCUCAUCUUGUUGAUGUUAGCAAACUGCCAACUAGAAAUAGCCUAAUUGGCUGGGCAUAUAGCAAGGGGUCAUGUUCUAAUGAACAUGUAGCUCAGAAAUCUGAAGAAGAAUGGAUAUGUACUCUCUGCACCCUAAUAAACAAGCCUUCUGCUCAGAUCUGUGAUGUUUGUUUGACUUCAAGGCCUGAAGUUUCAAAGGUACAACUUGAUGAAGGUUCUACAGCCUCUAAUAGCAGCUUAGUUAAGUACCCUUGUAACCUCUUUGGAAAGCCAAACACAGAAAUAAAGGUCAAUAGGCAAACCGCAUUUGGAAUGACAACUCUAGUCUUGACAGAUCUCAGCAGUGAACUCACUCCUUUAAAAAAUGGCAGAAGUGAUAGCCAAACGCCAGAUGGGAAUUCUCAGUGUGACUCUCCAAGAAACAACAGCUAUUGCCAGAAUAACUCCCACCAGAGCAGUGGAAAAAAUUAUGAAUUUCAUUCAGCAGACUUGUUCACUGCAGUAAAUACAGCAUCACACUUCUAUCAUCAGUCUGAUUCUUCCAAUCCUGUGCAGAAGAAACAGAAGAUUGAUCAUUUAUCCUCAGAUUUCAAAAGUAAUAAGAGUUUGUCAAACAGGAAGGUGGAGGAAACUUCUCAUGGGCCCUGUGAAAAAACUGACCAAAUGACAAUAAGUUUUAGACAAAACACCAAACAUAAAUUGUGUCUUUUGCUUAUUGAACAUCGAGUUAACAUGACAGAUGGUAUUUGCACAUUAAAUGCAGGCAGUCCUCGCUGCAGUAAACACAACCGCCUCUGCAGUCUCAGAGUUGUGAGAAAGGAGGGAGAAAACAAGGGCAGACAAUUUUAUACUUGUCCUCUACCCAGAGGGACUCAGUGUGAGUAUUUUGAAUGGGCAGACUUACAGUUUCCAUUGUGCAAUCAUGGGAAACGCUGCAUUAUGAGGACAGUGUUGAAGAUUGGGCCUAAUAAUGGAAAGAAUUUUUUUGUGUGCCCUUUGGGGAAGGAUAGACAGUGUGAUUUCUUUAAGUGGGCAGACAUCGGACCAGGAAUGAAGAUUAUUCCAGGAUGCUGAAAUUUUAGUCUAUAGUGACGCUGGUUUUUUUCACACUGUGUACACAAUAGUUCCAAAGGAUAUUAUUUUAGGACAUUCGUGAUCACGACAUUUCACAUUGAAAAAUUUGCCUAAAUUGCAUGUGGAAAGGAAACGUGUGAGGUAAGAGUUAGAGGGGGGAAAAAAUUCUGUUCACUCCUUGUUAUUGUAAUCUUUUUAUCUAACUGAAGCAUCUUUCAGAAUUAGCAAUUAACAUAUCUAGAGUUCUGAAAAUUAAAUAGUGGUCACUUAGCAUGCUAGUUUCCUGGGAGAAGAUCU
Messenger RNA from Pelodiscus sinensis (Chinese soft-shelled turtle), 2238 nucleotides. The record is from RefSeq and is a predicted model, not a curated record. NCBI's taxonomy places the organism in Eukaryota, Metazoa, Chordata, Testudines, Trionychidae.